GCUGCUGCUGCUGCUGCAGGGCCAGCUGCUUCUGUUGCAGGUGCACCUGCUGCUGCUGCUGCAGCACGAGGUGCUGCUGCAGCAGCUGCUGCUGAAGCUCUGCAGGGGCAAGUCGCUGCUGCUCCUUCCGCUGCUGCUGCUGCUGCGCCAGCUGCUGCUGCUGCUUCAGCAGCAGCGGAUUCUUAG
Messenger RNA from Cyclospora cayetanensis, 186 nucleotides. RefSeq names its product ice-structuring protein 4-like. Lineage: Eukaryota; Apicomplexa; Conoidasida; Eucoccidiorida; Eimeriidae. The transcript has 2 exons. The annotation marks the transcript as partial. The record is from RefSeq and is a predicted model, not a curated record.